Molecule: messenger RNA, 4859 nt
Organism: Geodia barretti
Lineage: Eukaryota; Metazoa; Porifera; Demospongiae; Tetractinellida; Geodiidae
Source: the annotation of a GenBank genome assembly
CAACAAGCAACGAAUGGCGAUUCUGUGUUCUCUGCAGCCACUCUGACCGUCUCGUGAGAGCUCAUAUUAACUGAAAUAUAGUUUAUCUUUCACGGGAAGUCGCAGUCGACUGCGCAUUCUGCUUCAGAUUGUCUCCGUGAGGUGUUUGUGUUUGGUUUCCAUGGAUACGCAGAGCAGGAGACGGGUUGUGGUACGUGCAGACGGUCAGCAGCGGAGCCUGGAGGCAAUGUCGGGGGGCCCCCGGGGGAAUAAAUCUGAAUCCGAGCCCCCGUUGAACGAGAAUGCACAAGAGGACCCUUCGCCCUCUGCGGUUUUACCCCAUUCUACUCCACUCCACCCCACCUUUCCUCCAUCCUUUCGGAGUACCCCAUCCCCCACCUCGCCUCACACGUCUCUCCAUCACCACAGAGAACCGGCACUAGUCCAGUUCCCAGUCCACCAGGAGUCUGGACUGGAGACCUCGUCCAGUCGAUUGGCGAGAGAGGGAGAGAGAAAUCACGAUGGAACUCCAGACAAGAGACAGAGGAAGAGGAAGUGGAGGAGAAAAAGAACACAAAUCCAUCCUGUAACUGACGGUGUGCCUCGUCUGACGGAAGACCAAACUCCUCCCACAACUUUCCUUCCCCCCACAACCCCUAGCUCUCCUCCACAGUCCAGCAAUGGUCGCCAGGUUGUCAGUCUGUCUCCAGCAGCUGUCCUCUCUCCUGACAGACACCUGAGCUGCAGUCUGCCGCCACUGCUGAGCAGUCGGGCUAGGAAGGGAGGGAGGAGGGCCUCAGCCACCACCGACUGGAGCAGUUGUGGACUGACUCAGCUGGAGAGAUGUCUCCCUGUCAGAGAGAUGAGGCUGUUUGUUGGGACGUGGAACAUGCAGCAGAUGAGUACUCUCCCCGAGUGUCUUGAUGAUUUCCUGCUGCCAGCCAGUGUGGAGACUGUCCCUGAGCUGUACGUUGUGGGGACACAGGAGAGCACGGGCCAACUGAAGGAGUGGGAGGUACUGGUCCAGCAGACUCUGGGACCCUCCCACCUCCUCCUCUCCUCCUCCUCCCUCGGAGAACUGACGGUUCUCCUCUUCCUCCGUAGGGACCUCAUCUGGUUCUGCUCUGAGGUGCAGUCUGCAGGAUAUUCCACGAGGCCGGGGAGUGUGGUAAAGACAAAAGGUGGAGUUGGACUCAGUUUCUCGCUGUUUGGCACAACUUUUCUCUUUGUCUCCUCACACCUCACCGCUCACCAGGACAAGGUUGAAGAUAGGAAUAGUGACAUGCAGAGAAUAGCAGCCAAUCUCACCAAUAACAAACUGAGUGAGUUUGACUAUGUGUUCUGGCUGGGAGACCUCAACUAUAGACUGGACCUGGACAGAGGACAGGUGGACACUCACUUAUCACAGUGGCAGCUACAGCAACAACAGAGGAUGGAGGAGAGGGAAGAGGGUCAUCAGGAUGGCUGGCUGCCUCUUCUUCUCCAUGACCAACUGACUAAAGAGAUGCUGCACGAGCAGCCCGUUACCUUCCCUCCAUCCUACAAGUUUGAUCUUAACUCUGACGUCUAUGACACCAAGAGAGUUCCUUCCUGGACAGACCGCAUUCUGUUUCGAUCGCGAGCAGGGUCAGGGGUCAGUGGGUGUGGCUACGACAUGUGUCGGGCACUGAAAUGCUCAGAUCACAGGCCGGUGUAUGCAGAGUUCAGAGUGCGGCUGGAGCCAUGCACUGACACUGACGGGGUACCAGAGACUAUGGCAGAGUUCAACAGAGAUGUCUACAGAAUUGCCCAGCGGAGGAGGAGAGAGGUGGCGGCUCUCUCUCUGUCUCUCAGAGAGGGUGUCGACAGUGGAGGACUACCUCCUGCUGCCAGAACUACUGGUCACGAGGGGGUGUUGGGAGAGCUGGAUCUGGGAGAACUGAACCUCACCAGUCAAGAUGACGACAUCCUCGAGGCCGCAGGCCACAUUCAGGAGAACCUCGAAGACGAACUGGUCCAGGAGGCUCUUCGCAAGGGAGUUGACCUGCGGCAGUACUCGCGAGAGAUUGAGACCGAGUUGAGAAAGGUCGAAGUUCACUCCAUCCAGGACUACAUAGCUCAGAGCAGACAGAUAGCCAGUCUCCACUAUCAGAUCCGAGGAUGUGACGACAUCUUAGCUAGAAUGGAGGAAACUCUCAGCAAAUUUCAAACUGACUUGGGGUCCAUCAGCUCUGAGAUCCAGAACCUCCAGGACCAGUCUCACUCCAUGAACAUCAAACUGAGGAACAGACAAGCUGUGAGGAGUGGACUGAGUCAGUGUGUCUCCGAUAUCACUGUCACUGAACACCUCAUCCAGCAUAUUACAGACACGCCAGCCAGUGAGAGAGAGUUCAUCGAGAACCUCCACGAACUGAACCAAAAGGUCGUCUUCGUCAAGGAACAAGACUUCAACGACUGUCGUGCCGUGGCCGACUUCAACGAGUUUUCCCCUGUCUCCCUCUCUGCCCCUCUAAUUAGGUAUUUCAACGAGUUCCUGAUGGCCCACAAUCGAGACACGGCGCAGCAGGUGAGGUCAGAGUACAUCGACACCAUGGCCAAGAUCUACUUCUCCUACUUCAAAGACUACUACUCCAAACUGAUGAAGAUACAGUUUGAAGAGACGGCUGAGAAGGACGAUCUGAUGGGGGCUGAGGAUUCGCAGAAGAAGAGUUUCUUUUCGUCGAAGGCCACCUUCAAGAACAGGUCGACUGUCUUCUCCCUCGGCAGCAGAGACACUGUCCUCACCACUGAGCUGGAGGACCCCAUCAUUGUCAUCCCUCACGCACAGAAGAUUGAGAGAAAGUACCCCUACGAGGCCCUGUUCCGCAGUGUCCAGUUUGCUCUCAUGGACAACGCCUGUCGAGAGUACCUCUUUGUCGUGGAGUUCUUCGGUCUCACUUCCAGCACAGCUCAGGACUUCUUCGACACCAUUAUGGGGAAAACCCUGGCCUACCUGCUCAAGCACAUAGAGAGUUACGUGGAGAGCUGCUACGAUGCCAUUAGUCUGUUUCUCUGCAUCCACAUUAACUACCGGUUUGAGGCCAUCAUGACACGCCGCGGAGUCCCUUGUCUCAAAGAGUAUUGCAGAGAUAUCCGUGGGACCCUGUGGCCGAGGUUCAGGCACAUUCUGGAACUGAACGUGGCCAGCGUCAGAGACACUGACCCCUCCAAACUGGGACACAUCGACACCAGACCGCAUUACAUCACACGUCGCUAUGCGGAGUUCUCUGGAGCUCUGGUGAGCAUUAAUCAGAGUCACCCCGAAGAGCAGGUGGAGAAGUGCCUGUCGUCCCUGCAGACCGAAGUUGAGAAUGUAAUUCUGAGGAUGGCCGCAGAAUUCCCGCUGCGCAAGGAGCAGCUGCUUUUCCUCAUCAACAACUACGACAUGUUGCUAUCCGUUCUCCAGGAGAGGACUUCCGAAGAUUGCAAGGAAUUGGAGUCUUUCAAGAGCCUUCUCCACGCCAGGACCCAGGAGUUCGUUGAAGAAGUCCUCUCCCCCUAUUUCGGAGGGAUCAUAUCAUUUGUGAAGGACGUCGAGCCCCUGUUGGAGCGAGGUCAGAGAGACAGGGUCCGUGUGGACGAGGCCAAGAUCCAGCUCCUGGUCCGAGGGUUCGCUGGAGAUUGGAAAAAGUCCAUCGAGGCUCUGAACACUGACAUAAUGCAGUCUUUCAGCAACUUCAAGAUAGGAACUCACAUACUACAGGGAUCUCUCUCCCAGCUGAUCCAGUACUACCACAGGUUCCAGAAGGCUCUAUCGCAGCCUCCGUUCAAGAGUCUCGCCAUUAGAGGAGAACUCAUCAACAUUCACCACCUCAUGGUCGAGGUGAAGAGACAUCGCCCCACCUUCUAACUUCUAGAUCACACCACCGUCAUGUGACUUGGACUAGUCAUCACACCAUUGUCAUGUGACUUGUGUUUGUCAUUACACCAUUGUCAUGUGACCGCAAAACACUGUCAUGUGACUAUAUCCACUUAUUAGUUUAAAAUUCUUCUGUCAACAUUUUUAUGUGAAUUAUGUUGAUGAAUUGAAUUCUAGUGAAAAAUAGGGUGGUCUAGUGGUGGUGUGUUCUGCGGGAGCGAGAGUGACAGGAGAAGGGAGGAGAGAUUACUGAGGAGAGGAGGGAGAGAGGGGCCCUGGGGUCCUUGGCAGCGGUCUUCACCAGCAGGCUCAGUUCUCUGGCCACACCCUCUACCAGGUCCCUCCGGAGGGUGUGUGGCUGGUAGAGGAAGACUCCGCCCACACUCUCACUCUCACGUCCCUCCCACAGACAUACCUCGAGAUGUCUGGAGUCGUCCAGUCUGGAACAGAGGGGAGAGAGGUAGCACGCCGAGCCGAGCCGGGCCAGUCCGUGACCUUUCACCCCAACUGCCGUCUCCGGAAAGUAAAAGUGGGCGGGGUCAGAGAGCUGUAGGAUGUCCGAGCGAUGGAGAUAUGAGAACCUCACCGGAAGACCUGCAGGAACUCCUAGCUCAUCGGUGACCGUGGCGAAGGGGAAGUGGUGGUGAUUGUGGACUGAUUGCAGGGUCUUCCCCAGAGCCAGCACCAGGUCCAGGAAGGUCUCCGAGGAGCUGAGGUUGACUCGGAUACCGACAUCAUAAGUAAGAGGCCCAAAGAGUCCCUGUGUGUGUCUGGGGUUUGUCUGUCUCAGAGAGACCUCCAGUCCCACCAGAAAUGACCCCAGAUCCAGUCGACCUCCCAUCCUCGCUCGCCGAGAACUCUGAUGAGGAGAGGAGGAAGGUUCGGGGGGCCGGUACCCUCACUGCAGGUGGACCUCUGCUAGUCUUGUACCGCUGGAGAGGGUCUCUUGCAGCCAGCGACAGAGGAGGUGGCUGGUUCUCUCCCCCUCUCUCUCCUUCCUCUC